Molecule: messenger RNA, 8755 nt
Organism: Numida meleagris (helmeted guineafowl)
Lineage: Eukaryota; Metazoa; Chordata; Aves; Galliformes; Numididae
Gene: ZDHHC15
Product: zinc finger DHHC-type containing 15
Exons: 13
Coding region: 78-1166 (362 amino acids)
Biological process (GO): peptidyl-L-cysteine S-palmitoylation; protein targeting to membrane; synaptic vesicle maturation
Cellular component (GO): endoplasmic reticulum; Golgi apparatus
Molecular function (GO): protein-cysteine S-palmitoyltransferase activity
Source: RefSeq, a predicted model, not a curated record
CCAAUCCCGCCCGCCUGCCGCCAGGCCGCUCAGCCGAGCUCCGAGCGCCGCCGGUGCCCGCUGCGGGCGGGCCGAGGAUGGCCCUGUCGCGGGGGCUGCGCUGCUGCCAGCGGGCGUUCGCCUGGGUGCCCGUCCUCAUCAUCGCCCUCGUCGUCCUCUGGUCCUACUAUGCCUACGUCUGCGAGCUGUGCCUGAUGACUCUCAGCAACCCUGCAGAAAAAGAGAUGUCCCAGCAUUUGAAACAGUUGCAGAGGAACUCUGGAAAGCACGAUGGUGAUGAUCAUCCAGCAGAAAGUAGUUACUUGUUGCCAGUGGCCUAUCUUAUAAUAUUCCAUAUUCUCUUUGUGCUCUUUGUGUGGACAUACUGGAAGUCUAUUUUUACUCUCCCGGUUCAGCCAGGCAAAAAGUACCAUAUGUCCUACGCUGACAAAGAACGCUAUGAAAAUGAAGAAAGGCCAGAGGUGCAGAGGCAAAUUCUUGCCGAAAUUGCGAGGAAGCUGCCAGUGUACACGAGAACGGGGAGCGGAGGUAUUCGAUUCUGUGAUAGAUGCCAGCUGAUAAAACCAGAUCGUUGCCACCAUUGUUCUGUUUGUGCCGUAUGUGUCCUAAAAAUGGAUCAUCACUGUCCAUGGGUGAAUAACUGCAUUGGAUUCUCUAACUACAAAUUCUUUCUACUCUUCUUAGCCUAUUCUUUGUUGUAUUGCUUGUAUAUUGCUGCAACGGUCUUCAAGUAUUUCAUUAAGUAUUGGACAGGUGAGCUGACUAACGGACGUUCCAAAUUUCAUAUCCUUUUCCUUCUCUUUCUGGCGGUUAUGUUCUUCGUUAGCCUUAUGUUUCUGUUUGGCUACCAUUGCUGGCUCGUCAGUAGAAACAGAUCUACUUUAGAGGCUUUCUCAACUCCAGUAUUUCAGAAUGGCCCAGAUAAGAAUGGAUUCAAUCUUGGCUUUGUAAAGAAUCUUCAGCAAGUGUUUGGCGAAGAAAAAAAGCUGUGGUUACUACCUAUUGCCUCCAGCCAGGGUGAUGGACAUUUUUUCCCAAUGAGAGCUUUGUGUGAGGCUCAGAAUCCUCUCCUAUCAAACGAAGAACAGUGGGAAGAUGACGGAAUAGAUGAGGAGCCUCAUGAUUCCGGUGAAGCUGCAUCCCUUGCCAUAGAAAGGGAGACGUAGCGGUUUGAAAAUGGCAGCAGUAGAAAGCUUGUUCAGAAAGCUUCCCUCUCAGGAGUCAACAUCCCUUCUCUCUGCAUGGACUUCAGUUUUGAGAGGCAGAAAAUAAGUGGAUCUUCACGAUGUAAAAGCAUCAAGAAGUAUCAUUUGAUUGGAAUCUGCAUUCUAGAGUGCUUCUCCAGAUAUCCUGCUAUCCAGAUGUUUCAAGGCUUUAUAAGUUUAAGUUAUGGAGUGAAUGGAACAGUUUUACGGAGUGAUUCUGGCCAGUCUUCCUUGGCCUGCUCUCUUUAUUUUAUAAAUAAUAUAUAUUUUUUAUUCAAAGUAGGUUUAAAAAAAAAGUAUUGAUGCGAGUGCAUUUCCAAAGGCCUUUUCAUUUUGCAAACGUCAGGGACUUGAGUUCUCAAAAUUCUUCCAAGCCAUAAUAUUCUUGGGGAUGGUAUUUAUACUGAGGCUGAUGCUCUAACCUUCUCAGCCAAGUGGCAUUUUCUAGAAUGUUUAAAGUUCUGAGUCUGUUCAACUCAAUGAGAGUCUGUAGACUCACUUAAAUUUGGCACUAAAUUGAUAGUUGAUAUAUGUGUGUUGAAAGAAAAAGUGCUGAACGUGUAUAUAUACAUGUGCAACUGUGUAUGAAAACAGAACGAUCACAUUGCCAGUAUUAAGAUUCAAGAAUAUUGUGGCCACAGAUGCUUUUUUUUCUAGGAGAGUGUAAAUAUCUUAUAGUUUGUGUUACAGUGCCCUUCAAUCCUACUUACGGUUACCUAAAGCGCAAACAGGAAUUUUAGGCAGCACAAUGUGCAUUAAUUGCUAGGGCUAAAAGGACAGUGUUUGCACGGUAAUUAGAGCAUUAUCAACUCAUUCCCGGGCCCGUGUUCCAUGGAAAACCUUGUGGAGUCAGAAAGGAAGGUGCAGAUUUGAAACACCUGCAUUGGAAAUGUGUGCUGAAUGUUUAGCUCCCGCAGUAGCUUGGGGUUUGCAUUCUGCCGAGGUGGUUUUAGUCCCAUAGUGCUGAAGAGACUUUUGAUGUACUGAAUUAUCUCAAACCUCUUCCUCCGUAGAUGUAUUGACUGAUAUUUAAAAGGUUUUUCAGCCCCAAGAGGUGAUUAGAUUCUUUAUCUUGCUCCAUUUGCAGUCAGAGGAAUGUAUUGCUAUCUGUACUGUGUGGAGUGGAACUGAGAAUUUGCUGGCAGGAUUUUUAUGUAUUUUUCUAGAUCCAAGUCACUAUUUUAUCUGCAUGGUCCAGACCUGGCGACUCCAUCUCUCCUGUUUCAAUGAGGUGCAUGUUUACUGAAUUGGUAUACUGCUUUUAAGAUCAUUUGUUAGCGUUUUCUAUCCUGGUUUUGUGUUCGUUCAUCAGCCUGUUCGUGUGGGCUCUGACUACAGAAGCAGUUGUCGUGAGUAAUCGCCUGCUCUCAGUAUCUGUUGGUGAUAGGCCUUGGCUACAGAUUACGACUCUUCUCCUCUUUCCUCUGUUGUGCUACCAGUGGAAGUGUGUCAGUGAGACAGAAGAGACGUGCAGAGAUGUUUUGUUGAUGAGUAGACGUUUAACUACCUAGUAUAAACCAUGCCCUUUGGACACGGUGUUUUGUACGUCAGACUGUGCUUAGGAGUAGCACAGGCAAUAGACUGCAAAAAGUACUACUGCUCAAGUGUAGUUCUUGAAAAUUGGGGCGGGUUCUCCCGGUCUAAGUUACUCUGUUUUCUCUUUAGAGUUUUACAGAAUGCUCUUGGAAUGUUCCUACUACAGCCGCUUCGGUUGGGUGGUUCUGUCGCCAGGUGGCUGCUUACCACUGAGACUAUUUCUCUUGUUAAAUCUAAACUUGCAUUUCUGAUAUGAAUCUCGUGCUGAGUUUUAAGCUGUGAAAGGCAGCAGUAGAAUUGAUCACGUCAUUUCUGGUAAAAUGUAUUCUGGAGGGGGAUUGUGAGAAGGAGGUCCCGGUUAAUUGCAGUAGGAAACGUGUAGGAACUUAGCACCGUUACUUGUGUAUUUGUGCCUUUAAAACUCUAAAUUCCUUGCAUAUAAAAGCAGGAGGAUAAAUUGCUGACUGUUCCAUUCUGCCAGCUGAAGUGUGUUUUUCAGAUAGUAAUAUCAAAGCUGCGUGUGAAUCUGUGUGGAUUUACGAGAGUUUUCUGAGCAGGUUCUUGUGUCUUUCUGAGUUUUGGUCCUGUUUACAGCUGCAUCAUUAUUUUCAUGCCGUUUCUCUGCCAAGCAAAGCAGCAGAAGAGCUACCUGAAGAACUGCAGGCGGCAUCCCCGCUUGCUGGCUAGCUGCAGCACUGUUCGUUAGUUAGUAAGUAAAAUCCGUUUUUGUCUCAUGAUUAUUAUUCAAACAGAUGUCCUUAUGAUAACGCAGCUAUCCAGAUCAGAUUUAGAAGCAGCUUUAAAGGUUUCCAAAUACUUAAAUGAUGCUUUGGCAUCUUUUCCUAUCUUACUCUUAUUAAAUAAACUUGCUUGUAGUUAGUUACGGCAAAUUUUCCUUUUUCUUCAAAGCAGCUCAGCUGCACGAACACUCAUGCAGGUAAAAAUGAUAAACAGUGUGCUAGCUCAGAGCCACUUCAGUACCUGCAGCAGUCAGGUUUUUGAGUGCUUCAGGAUGGAAUAUGAAACAAAUAGUGAAGUAGAAAACAUUCUGGUGCGUCUGAGUGACUGAACAGACUCCAUUUUGUUCUCUUCUGCUUAACUGAAAGAGAGACACUUACUCUGUGCUGAGUAUUUGUACAGUGUAUGCUGAAUUCGAGGGCAGUGGGUGCUGUGCUUUAAGCCAGCAGCAGCUCAGCACCCCCCACAGCUACUCGCUCACCCCCCCAGUGGGAUGGGGGAGAGAAAUGCAAAAAAAGAAAUAAAGUAGAACUCAUAGGUUGAGAUAAAAAUUAUAUACUAAGACAGAAAAGGAAGAGGAAAAAGGAUAGCAGUAAUGAUAAUUAUGUAUCUAUCAUCAGACUCUGAGCAGCAGCUGCUUGCCCAGCCAAUUCCCCAUGACUUUUGAAGGUUUUUUCCACGUGGUGCCCUAUAGUGUGGAAUAUCCCUUUGGCCAGUUGAGGUCAGCUGUUGUGGUUCUGUGCCCUCCCAGCUCCCAGUGUCCCCUCACUGGCAGGGCAGUAUGAGGAGUGGAGAAACUGAAAGGUCCUUGGCUCCACACAGCACUGCCCAGCAGCAGCUAAACAUCAGUGUUUUAUCAACACUGCUUUUCUCCUAAAGCCAAAACACUGCAUCAUAGCAGCCACUACAGAAGAAAGAUCAACUCCAUCCCUGCUGAAAGCAGGACAGCUGGGCGGGCUCCUCUGCCUCCCAAGGUCAAAGCUGAUGCAGAAAGCUGCAGUGAAAACAGUCUGGGGGUUGUUCACUGAAGCUGUGACUGAGUAGCUGGAUCCCUGGGGGGAAACUGUUCCUCCAGCUACUGCUGCUGAGGUUUGUUUGCUCGGUGCAUUAUUGCACCUGAUGCUUCAAACGUCACUGCAGAUGACCUAAUGAGGAGAACACUGUUUUUUCACUUGGCAUUUUUGGCCUUUAAGAAACCUGUUCAUUAGAGAUCUGGGCAGCAUUAAAGCAGUGAUUUUGACUGCACCUCCUGCUACCUAUGGCUUUAAAGCUGGGUUCCUACUUAGUUUAUUACUUGGCUUUGUUUUCUUAGAUUCUGAAGUAAAGUUGCACACAAAGAAUGUAGUAUACACAGGUUCUGUCAAAUCUGCUAGGUAAGUCCACUGGAAAACAAAUGCUUCAGGCUGUCUGCAGGCACUGCUGCAGGUAACAGAACAGCUGAAGUAUUCAGCUGAGUGCAUGUUCAUUUUUUUUUAACAUGCAGAUAGCUCUUUGAGGGGUAAAAUCCAUUUCCACUUUCACUGGUGUGGUCCUGUAGGCUUGAUCCGCGUGACGUAUUGUGGAAAAGGCCCGAAGUAACUUCUGUCCUCAGUGUAUAUCAGACUGCCAGGAGUUGUGGAAGCAUCUGUCCGUGGAGAGCAAUUGUGUUGGCCUAGCUUCAUGUAGCCAAGGGAAGUGGGAGAGCGCUCUGUGCUGCCAGCAGGCUGCGGGCACAGCGAUGCUCGGUAGUGCACGUUGGGCCUCGGGCUGCCCGCCGUGCUGCCGGGUACUGUCCAGACUGCUUUGCUAGGAAUGUGGGAGCUGGAGUACAGCCACCAGAAGCUGUAAUUCUACCAGCUGUCAUCAGGUAGCAGUGUACACGGCUGCAGUGAGGUGCCGUGUCUCAGUAUCGCACACCUGGAGUGUCUCUGGAAAUACCGAACACAACAGUGAGCUUUGUUCACUUAAAUCAGGGUACAGUAGUGUGAGAAUUCAGCCUGUGGAUGGCAUACCUUGCCUUUGGCCUCCCUCUGUUUAAGCAUUUUACAAAUGCUUCAUAUUGUGGGAGUGAGGACUUUUCCAAGUGGAUGCCAUCGUGUGAAAGAAUUCUCUUGCUGGAUUUUACUGUGAUACCUGCUGCCCUGUCAUAUCCCUGUUCUCUUAGGCUAAUGCUCCGAAAUAAUUCAUUACUAGCAACCACCUCCUCACCUCUCCCGUUCCUCCCAUUUACAUUCAGGUAGGCUGUACUCUUAGGGAAGGCAUCAUAUUGAUGCCUCUGCAGAUUGUAUUAUGCUACGUCCUAUCUUUGGCCGGUGAGUGUUGUCCAGGGAAUUAGGACUUCAAUAAGCAUCACUGCACUGCGUUUUUUUUUUUCUUUUGCUGAAUUGGUACAGUGUUUUUGGAGUAGAAUAAGAUUGUAUUCCUCUGAGCAAGGAGUAGUACUGUAUGUUUUAGUAGGCUGUACUAGUGCAUGUAGUGUACUGUAGCCGAUGGGGCCCGGGGAGCUUUUUAAUAGCACUACAGCAAUGAAUGUUUACUUCCUGGAACAAACCAGAAAUGUGAUUCAGCAAAAUCUUUAAGAGCUGUAGUUUUUAUAUUCUGUAUGCUGGUGUGGACUGAAAGCACAACUUAGUAGUAGUUACAAAACUUGAUGUGUAAAGUCUGUAACAUAAUAUGAAUGUAAAAUGUCAGGGAAAAAUAGAAAUUAACCUUUUCUUCCCUGUAGUUAGAUAUAAAGGAAGAUGUGUUGCAAUGUAUUCAGGGACCAGCUGCCUCCGAUGUAGUUGUUAAGCCAGCAGCACAGAUUUGCUGUUUGCAUGGCUGGCUCAUUCAUGAGUGUUGAAUUAGCAGGCUAAGGAGGUACUGUUGAUCUUGUUUAUUAAGCCAGAAUUAAUUAACUCAGAGUCACAUUUUCAUGUCCAUAACUCUUUUGGUACAAAGUUUAGAAAUUGAUCCAUACUACUUGAAAAUAGCUUGAUUUUAUUGAUAUUUUUCCAAUUCUAUCAGCUUCUGUUUUGUUGCAGAGCACUUGUUCCGAAGCCAUCAAUUAAAGCAUCUCCAUGGUAGAGUGGCUUUUUUCAUUAAAAUAACGGUCUGUCAAACAGUUGGGCUGUGAUGAGCAUGUCCAGGCUGUGGCAUUACGAUGUACUCUUCCUGCUUAAUGCUUAUUUCCUUUUCUGGUAAUUAACAUUGAGAUUGUGGCUGCCCUUAGUUUUGUUCUAGCUCUACUUUUUCUCUUUUCCCUUCUGCUCUUCCUGCUGAAGAUAUAGUUGAAAUAUCUCAGCUUUCAGCUGCUUGUGCUGUUUUGUUUGGAUACUAACAAGGUGAGUAGGUGUCACUUGGAACGGCUGGGCCAUGUAUUUUAUUUCUAACUAAUCUUCAUGUUUGUCAGGGACCGGUUUGUGAUUCCUUUUGUUCAGCUUGCUUUGCUCACAGCAGUGGGAUCCAACUUCCUGCAUUGCUUUUCUGUUUCCUAAAAUCUUUAUUCGUUUUCUAGCUUCAGUUUGAAUUGUAAGCCAUGUGAAGCAAAAUGUAAGUUUACUUUUCAAAUAUGAGCAUAUAAGCUGGUUACGCCUUCAUGCUGCUUGAAAUACGUAUUUUUUUUCUGCAUAAGGUUUUAAGAUUUACAGCAGUAUUUGCUAAAGCUUUAAUGAAUAUCAACCACUGUUUUAAAACAAAGUAGGUUUCUGUUCAGGAAAAAGAAAGGAUAAAGGGAUCAUCCUUGGUUCUUAUUUCAACUGUCCUUAAAAAAAAAAAAAGCCACAAUAGGCUGCAUCAAAUGCUAGUAUCAAACAGCUGAUGUAACUGAGAGGCGUUACACCUGAUGGAAUUUCUGGAAUCUCAGGACUUAGUGGGCUUAAGCUUCUUGUUGGGGCUGCAGGAAGGAAAAAGGUCUUUGUCCUGUCUGUCUCCGUUCUGGAGCUGUGUGCAGAUCACCACUCUCCUCUACAAGAGAAAUGAAAUUCCAGUGGAUUUUUGAAAACGCUGGCCUGGUUUUUUUCCCUGCCUGUUCCUGGAGGACCCAGGAUUUGUAUGAGAUUCUCAUAUCAGCAUCUGGCAUCCUGCUGAUGUAAUGAAGCCCCUGGGUUGGUGCAGACGUGGCCUCCAGUGAGGAGCAGAGGAGGUAUUUCUGACUUAGAGAUGAUGUGAAGAGGUACGUGGGACACUUGUGCUGCUUUGAAUGAACUCCAUGUGCAGGUAUUCUUCUUUGCAGUGAUGCUCACUUGUAACUUCCUGUUGUGUGCACUGAUCGCCUCGACCUGAGCUAUUCCAGCUGAUUCCUGAUCACAGUGUUGGAGCAGGGAGCCUCUAGUACAGCUUCCCUCUGGCUAGCAACACAGAAAACAGAGAAGCUGCUGUAAAUUACUCUCCCUGUUCAGCUGCUUUUCAGCUGAGAAUCGUUUGUCGAUUUGCAAGUGGGUAUCUCAAAGAUAAAACUUAAUUAACUCUCAGGAUUAGAUUUCAAAAUCUCUCUGUAUGUUAGAAUUCAGCAUUAGAAGCAGUUUUUAUGUUGCUUUAAAGUAAAGCACUUUGGCUCGUUAAUGUCAGUUGAUGGUUUUGAUUUGGUGGAAAACCUUGCAUGAAGCAGGACACGAACCAACAGCUGCUUUGGGACUGGUCAGCUCCAUCUGAGAGCCAAGAUACUACCUCUUCAGCUGGGCCAGGACUUUCUCUGUAAACCACUGUAGUGUAAAGAGCUUUUCACAUCAAGGAGGACUGGCUUCUCAGGUUCUGUGCCAGUAACUGCUGAAUUAUUUGAAACAGUAUAAUAAGGUUCAUUUUAUUGAUUUAUUACUUUCAGUUGCUUGAGAGGUAACCAGUAUGGCCUGGUGUUGGUAUCUAUAAAAAUCCCGAGUCUGCAAAACCUGCAUAGUUAACACUACUCUGUUCAACAAAGGAAUGACACUCAGAGCUAUGUUGUUUAAUACUAAUUUCUGAUCCCUUAAUUUUGUAGAAAGCAAAUGUUUUCCAGGGAACAUUGCACAGUCUGCUGACAGCAUGUGGAUGUUUAGUAGAGUUCAGGAGUUUAAUGCUGUUGCCAGCAUUGAUACUUUUGAUAUCAAAUGCGUUUUUACAAAAGCUUUGGAUACUUGUUUUUACUGUUCAACAAAUGUCUUUAAUAUGAUUGUUUUGUGUAUGUUUCACUAGCAUUCCCACGUGUUUGUAUGGUUUCUACAGGUGAAUAUACUGUACAUUCUGCUUUGUCAUUUUCUAUUAUGGUUUAUACUAGAAAGCCUGCAUGGUUUGUACUGUACCGCAGGCAAGGACUGCAUUAAAACCAUUUUUGGUUAAUUUAU